UGCAGCCAUUGACGUCUUUUAGCUUCACCCACUGAGGCUUCACCGUCCUCCCACAAACAUCGAACUGCCUCCAUCCGUGCUCUACAACAAUGGGGCAGUAAUGUCAGUGACGGGCAAGACUGGAGCGUCUUUUCACAGGCACUGAAGCAGUGUAUGGAUUUAAUGAUGAUGAAAAAGAAGAAAUUUAAGUUCAAGGUGGAUUUUGACCUGGACGAACUGUCGUCGGUCCCCUUUGUUAACGGUGUCCUCUUCUGUAAAGUCAGGCUGCUGGACGGCGGCUUCUCCGAGGAGUCUUCUCGGGAACCUGUGCAGGCCAACUGUGUAAGAUGGAAGAAACGGUUCUCUUUCCCGUGCAAGAUGAGCGCCAAUGCAGGGACAGGUGUACUGGACCCCUGUGUGUGUCGCGUGUCUGUCAGAAAGGAGCUGAAGGGUGGAAAGGCGUACGCAAAGCUUGGUUUCGCAGAUCUGAAUUUAGCAGAGUUUGCCGGCUCAGGGAAUACAACCCGCAGAUGUCUGCUGGAAGGCUACGAUACCAAAAAUACUCGUCAGGAUAACUCCAUUCUCAAGGUUAUCAUCAGUACACAGCUCAUGUCGGGGGAUCCCUGUUUCAAAACGCCUCCCUGCACAGCCACAAUGAUCGCAAUCCAGGGGGAUACAGAAAGCCUCCUGGAGGAGAGGAAGGGAGGGGACUCACAGAAAGGCUGUUCUGCAGAGAGUCGAGAAGGGAAGUGUCCUGUUGUGUCGGAUGAUCUGGGAGGGUGCUGCCACUCCCGAACCUCCAGUUACGCCAGCCAACAGUCCAAACUCUCUGGCUACAGCACAGGUCACUCCCGCUCCUCCAGCAUGUCAGAGUUCAGCCACCGGAGAAAUCAUUCAGUGGGCAGCGCUUCAACAGGUAUUGGCAGCAUCCCAGAGCCCAGUGAAGAAAGAGAGUCCAGAACCUGUCCAGUUUUGCCUGAAUACCCAAUCCCCACAGCCACCUCUGGCAACACUCCGGGCACACCAGUGCGAAGUGCAUCAUCCUGCGAACGGCUCAACAGACACCCAGUGAAACAGGACUCCAUGGAGUCUCAGCUAAAAAGAAUGGAUGAUACUCGGGUGGAUGCUGACGACGUUGUGGAAAAGAUUCUCCAGAGUCAGGACUUUACACCUAGCCUGCUGGACUCAAGUGCUGAGGAGGAAGGCCUGCGUCUGUUUGUUGGACCUGGAGGAAGUACAGCCCUUGGAAGUCAUCACCUUCCCACCAGGGUUGGUGGCGGAGCGUACGAGCAGGUGGUGAUAAAGCGUUAGACCUGCAGCAUCUCUGAUGGCCAACUGGAAAUGAGUUUCCAUUUCAAACUUCACUCCUACUCGAUCAGCACGUGUCUAAGCUGAUCACUCAGUGAUCUGUCGACAUUACACCAGUGCCCUCCUGUGUUCAUAUCAGUUAACGUAUCUUUAGGAGAAAGAAGUGGGCAGAUUUUAUCUCAAAUAAUUAAAAGAGAGGGAAACACACUGACCAGAUUGUUCUAAACCAGUUCACAUGCAUGUGUAGUUUUUAAUUCUGGCUCUCUGUAAACUCAAACAUACCGAAACUCCUGUAAACUGAAAGAAAAACAACCUCUCUUCUCCAGACGGCACAUGGAAACAGAACAAACUGAAAACAUAUCACAUCUUAUCAGGACAUUCCUUUGGUGUUUGUUUUGAACUUCCUUUUUUCAAAUAGGAUUUAAUCUCUGCUGAUAAGCUCCUCAAAAAGUAGUUGUUGGCACGCCGGCACCCAAUGGUGAAUUUUGAAGUGGGAAUAUUUUACUAUGACGAACUGAGCUAUCUGAUGUGUGGACGUGUGUGUGUGAGUGUAUGUGGUUAUGCGUUUGUUCUGCUGGUACACUGGCCACUUUAUUAGCAGCAACAGUAAUGCUGAUCAGUGAAGUGACACGAUCUCCUGUAAGGAAUGCCACACUGGUACCUGCAAAGAGAAAAUGGGAGAAAGGAGGACAAUUUAUUUAUAUGUAAUCGCAGAGGCCCCGUGAUCUAAAUCCAGAACAGUCAAAAAUGACUAUUUAAUAUUUUUUUUUUUGCCAUAUAAAACACUUUAGAGGAUUAAGAAUGUGCUUUUUAACAGUUUAAAUGCAGUUGCCACAAGUUGGAGCUAGAAAAUAAACCAAAAAUGACACAGCUGACUAGAAGCUGAAGCAAGAGAGCAUCUAAUAAACCCUGACGUGAAGCUAAACCUAAAUUAAAAUCUGAUAAUUCCCCUAAUUGACAUCCUGGUUAUCUCGUUUCUUCCUCUGUAUAACAAAAUGAGACUGUAACUAAAUAGUUCUCAGGGUGGAGAACUCUUCUUAAUGGUAAUUCACUAUAUGCUACAGUUACAAGCUAAAUGUCACACAGUUUGUGUUUAGUUCAGUUUGUUUGCAAAGUUACAGUUAAUCUUUGGAUUCUUUUUAUCCUAUCUCCACAUAUACAUAUAUUAGAUUGAAAUAAAGUGGGACAUAUCUUCUUUGUGUCAAGAAAAUAUCAAACCUGUCCAGAUCUCUUUCUGGAUCCAGGUGCACUAAUCACGACAGUGUGGCAGAGGUUAUGUAGUCGUUUUCUGUUCUCACUGCUCUUUAGAUUUACAGGGCAGUAAAUGCUAAAAAACAAAACAGUGGCCUCUGAAUAUUGAUAUGGAAGAGUAUAUAGAUCAAAUAUUCACUUUUGCAGAUGUAUAUCUAUUGUGUAGCUAUAUCACUAUGAACUGGCUUGUGUAUCAGGGAGCUUACAAAAGGAGGAUCCUGUCAUACAUCAACUCUUUGACUUCUGCAGCUGUUGUAUACCGUGGCUUGUUUUCUUUUUUUAAAUAGACAGCAAAGGACUAGUUAAGUAAUCCACUGCCAUGAAAAAAAUACUCAACAGAAGACCCAGAGUAAUACAGUAAUUUGGUGUAAUGUGUAUUAUCUCGUAGCUUCAUACUGAGGACAGUCUCAAGCACUCAAACACCUGCUGAGUUUUAGAAUUCUUACAGUGCCGUGCAUGCAGACCAAUUCCAUCUCUAGCCUCGUAGGAAAGCCAGUGCACAGUUGAGUUAAACAAGUUAGUCCAAGUACACAACAACCGUUAUUACCUGGGAGCCUCUUAGGCCUAUGCAUAAUGUGAGUAUUAGACACAUUUUAAAUCAGUGACAGACUGUACAGCAUCUAAUCUUCUGUCUCCUGUCGUAAGCCAUAGUAGAAGUAGGAUCAAUGCCUCUUCUAGGUUAACUAUAUACAUCUUGUAUCAAUAUCUGCACAAAGUGUCAUCAGUGUAUGGUGUUUUAACUGUACGUCAGUGUUCUCUGUCUUUAUGUUCCUAUGCUCUGCAUGUUUAUGGUGUCGUUUUUAGCUGUGACAAACUCUGCAGAGCCUGACACAUCGUAGUGUUUUCUCCUCAUUUUAACUCUACCAUGUUCUUAAUCCAUUUCCACACCGAAGGAAGAAUUUUGCUUGCUGUUUACUAUGUAGGACUCACUUUUGUUCAUGUUAAGAGCAGACGUCUGUGUAAGCAUCGAUGUAUAAAUGUAAAUCAGUGUUCUCAUUUUGAUGUUAAUCACAUUUAUUGAGCCGUUUUUGAAUCUUUGAUUGCGGAUAGUGUUCUAUAUUUUUGUUAAAUAUUUUUUGGUUUAAGAAAGUCUUUCACUACAUGUGACUUAAGUGUAAUGUUUUGUUUUUUUAAAUAAAAACCCCUGGUUUUACCUGUGUAACACAGGUAUGUUCAUCUCGGUACCUAACAUGUUGUUACAAACAUGGUUGCUUCUUCUCUUCUGUGAAGCUGUUGUCUAUUAAAAAUACUAAGGUGUAUUCUUCCGUAUAGUGACGUUCUGACACUGUCCAGUGUUUUUCCUGUUAAAGACGUUCUUUUGACCAACAUUUGCUUCUUUAACAAGUGUACUGGAUGCUUAAAAUGUCUACUGUUGAAUAAAAUUGUUUAAAUGUUU
This is a messenger RNA of Archocentrus centrarchus (flier cichlid), 3934 nucleotides long. It is a transcript of the gene eeig2b, whose product is annotated as family with sequence similarity 102 member Bb. The transcript is spliced from 11 exons. The record is from RefSeq and is a predicted model, not a curated record. NCBI's taxonomy places the organism in Eukaryota, Metazoa, Chordata, Actinopteri, Cichliformes, Cichlidae. Bases 154 to 1290 code for a protein of 378 amino acids.